AUGUCCGUGAUGAACGGCAAGCUCUACAUGCAGGAGGAGCCUUGGAACUGGCACCCAGCCUGGAGGUCCAAAGAAGGUGCCAGUGAACAGGUUUUUCAUGGUUUUUCUGUACCGAGAUGCAUCCAACACAAAAUGGGUCCUCGGCUUUGCUUUGGGCGAUGGCCACGAGCGCAUGGCCCGUACACAUCUUUAUCAUCACCUGCAGUGGGCCUUGUUUGGGAGGUUGACUGCUUCAGCCUCAGAGAGUUUGGUUUUGAUCAGAUCAUUUUGGCGUUUACAGUGACAUUGUAUAGUUGCAAUAGUUGCAUCAUCUAG
Cladocopium goreaui is the source of this 315-nucleotide messenger RNA. NCBI's taxonomy places the organism in Eukaryota, Dinophyceae, Suessiales, Symbiodiniaceae. The record is from the annotation of a GenBank genome assembly.